Messenger RNA from Linum trigynum, 5769 nucleotides. The record is from the annotation of a GenBank genome assembly. NCBI's taxonomy places the organism in Eukaryota, Viridiplantae, Streptophyta, Magnoliopsida, Malpighiales, Linaceae.
ACCACUAACAUUGUUCGUUUCGAUUCUAUCGGGGGGAAAAAAUCAUUUACAUGCGUUUCGGGUUUUAGCUAAUAUCAAUCGGGGUUGGAACAACGAAAUUGUUGGACUUUGCUACAUGUCACCGUAACUUGUCCUUUUAGGUCGACUUCAUAUAGGAUUAGGUCGACCUAAUUUGUCGUUUCAGUGUUUUGCUAUAAGGCAGCUUACUUCGUAGCAAGGCUGUCAAUCCGCGGGUCGACCCGCAGGUCGACCCACUUUGACCCUGGUCCGGUGAGAAAAACGGGCCGCACGCACCCGCCGGGUCCGGAUCAGCCAGCGGGUAACCCAUUAACCCUUGACCCACUAGCUCGACCGGGUCCGGGUCAGCCCGCGGUUUGACAACCUUGCUUCGUAGCAACUUCGAGCCUUUUGUUUGAAGCCUUCCAGAUAUUCAAUAUUUCAUCCAAUUCCUUGAGUGUAGACAAACAUACCUACUUUCAUGUGGUAGAGGCCCCUGGACUCGAAUCUCAUCCAUGCUUCUCUAAUUGAGCUCCAAAGUAGGCUUCACAAACACUUUCCCAGACUUGGCCAUUUUCAGGCAGUUUCCCAGUUUUGGCAUAGCCUUUUGAUCAGGUUCAAAAAUGGUCUUCUAGACUUCCUAUCGAGCUCUCAAGCACUCUAAUGUGUAGAGGGACACUCCAGCUUCAAAACAAGCCAUUAAUCUACAAUUUCCAUCAAGCCAAUUGUAAGAUAUGAAUCUCCAAAGUAGGCACCAUGAAACAGUUUUACACUGAAACAACAUAUUAGGUCGACCUAAUCCUAAUUGAGGUCGACCGAAAAGUGCAAGUUACAGUAACAUGCAUGUCACCAUAGGCGCACCCGAAAUUGUUGUUUUGGCUACACGGUAAGAAGAAAAGUGGAAGCGUGAGAUAGCGGAAGGUAGAGCUAUCAUGUUGGGACUCAAGCUUAAAUGAGAGAACUGGUUUGUACUGUGGUAUUUAUCUUGUUUCAGAACCGGACCGGAGGCUAAACCGAAAAAGUUAGUGGUUUAGAGUCCAGUGGUUAAUUGUUAUAAAAUUGUUGGUGAACCGUUGAUAGAACCGUUCAUGAUAUAUAACAUAUAAGAUUUGUAUAUUACACUAAUUUAAGAAUGAAAUUAUCGUUGACCAUAAACAAUUUCAAAUUCAUAUCAUCACCAAAAUAUCUAAUAAAUCAUUCAAACCAUUUCACAAAAGAAAUCAUAUAUUUUUAUACAAAUUAAAGAUUACGGUGUUAGUCGGUACUUGACAACGUAAAGUCCACAACAAGGUGGGAAUGAGAAGAGGAAGCAAUUAGGGAUGACAAUUACCCACCCAUGGUUAAUUAUACCCAAACCCAAGUAGACCCAUUGAUAAUGGGUUGGGUAUGGGUGAAGUGCAUAUGGGUUUGGGCAUUUGUAGAUAGGUUGGGUAUGGGUAUGAAUAUUGUUUUUAUAAUCUAAAUUGGUAUGGGUUGGAUAUGGAUAUCCAUUUAUUUGAGUGUGUUUUAACUACACAUACAAAAAUUGGACCUAUUUGUAAAACUUGAAAAUUUUAGGUACCAAAAUUUAAGACCAAAAAAAUUUAGGUACCAAAACGUAAUUUUCUAUCGAUAUUUUAGGGACUUAUAUGCAAAAAAAAUUAAUUUAGGUACUAAAUAUGUAUAUCUAUUAAGUUUAGGUACCAAACUGUAAUUUGCAUUUGGGCAUGGGUACAAACCCAAAUCCAUUUGUUAAAGACCCAACCCAACCCAAGUAAAUGGGUAUGGGGUACAAACCCAUCAAGUUUUACCCAUAUCCAUCUAUUUGGAUAUCAUACCCAACCCAUUUGAGUUGGAUAGUAAAAUACUCAUGAGUAUGGGUAAAAUUGUCAUCCCUAGGAAGCAUAUAUAAAAUUAAUAUUUAUGGUUUGAUGGUCUUAGUUUAUGUUAAAGUAUUUUUUUUAAACUUUUUUUUUUUGUUAAAAUAGUGAACCAGUGGACAAGUUAAAAUCGUGAUGGUUUAUCUGAUUUUAUGUUGAACCAGAAAAACUCGUUUGAUCCAUCAAUAACCAUCUAAAUAGUGAAUCAAACCACUAUCAUAAUUGAUUUGACGGGUUUACUGGUCCAACGAUUAAUCCUGUUCAGUUUUUAUAACAAUGGGUAGUUCAGUAGAUACUAAAAUCUUAUCAAUUAUUAUAUUUUCAAAAUUUAAUACAAAUUUUACAUAUAUUUCAAAGUUGAUCGAGUUUAUAUACUCCUGACGUCGAGCUAACUCCAUCACUGAAAUGAUCAAAGAGCAGGAACUAUACCCUGGAAAGUUGAUCGAGUUUACGUACUGCAGUCUGCAGCUCUGCAUGCCGUCCCGCCUUCCAUGUGCAGCACGGCUGCCCUGCGAUCAAUUGUCCACGCUCCACAUCGCGUCGGCAGCUCGUUCCAAUCUAACCCUAAAACAACCCCCGCUUCCAGUACUCACAAGAUUGGAAUCCAGCCAUCUUCGCCUUCCUCUCCGGCGACGGCGACCCACGGCCCCGCCGACAAUCAAUUUCCCUACCCUGAAAGGUCCAUGUUUUCCCUCCGACAAACCAGGCCCAGGUGGCCAGGUGGUGGUGAUCAUUCAACAUUCAUUCCUUUUCCACCCAUCCCCCAACCGAUCUCAUUUAUUUAUUAGUUAUCUUCAUUUCUCUUGAUAUAGAAUUGUUAAGCAACUUCAAUCUACAGUUUGCGUCAUUUUCAUUAAUUUAUUUGCGCCCUCCUCUGUUCUUCGUGGUAGGUGUUGUUGGAUUUUACAUUUGCUGCUGAUCAGGUUUGUGAACAAUUGAUUAUUCGUAUAACUGGGCUAAAGCCCUAAUGAUCUAAAGGGGAGUGGAAACGUGAAACUGAACAACAACUUCCAAAGGAAUGCAAAAGAUUUGGUUAGUGGUUUACCCCUCAAUGAUCUGGUCAGGCCAGGGAAAAGCUCUGGUCUUUGAUUGGUGGGGUUUUACCGCCCACGUGAAUCAAUAAUAUGUGCUUAACCUGUUUGAAUUAUUGCCUCACAGAAAGAAAGAAAGAAAGAAAGAAAGAGUCCUUUCAAUCUGUUUAUAGAGGUGUUGGGUAUGUUACAAUUUGACCAAUGCCUGAAUUCUUUGUUAUAAAAUCGAGCAAGCUAGCUCUUCCUCCCUCCACAAACUAAGAACUUGGUAGAAGAAGAAGAGUCCUAGUUGAUACUCGGUUCCACUUUUCUUCACUGGUCUCAUUUCUAUCUUGCAGUCUUUCCAAGUUAUCUGGCAUUGUAGCAGUAUUAUUGGACUUGGGGUAAGUUUAUUAUUGGACUUGGGGUAAGUUUGUAACUUUCUCAUCAACUUGGUUUCUCCAUGUUUGUAUCACGUGAAGUGAUGAUUAAUGGGCGGGGAUGGUAUGAUGACAAUGGCCUAACAAGUAUUCUUUCCUUUUCUCAUGUGUUUAAGUCUUAGCAGCAUCUCCUUCUGCUCUCUGCUUCUAUUGCCAUCACAAUCUUUGUCAUCAACUGGAAACCAGUGAUGUGAAAGAGACUGAUAACAAUUGAUCAGUUGUUCAAGCUGGCUACCUUCAUCUAAUAGUAAUACUUCACUGUGAUCAUCAGUUCCUUCCUUCCAACCUCCAUAUUGCAUUACAGAUAUCUAUAGUUCUUGCAUUUAUUUUGAUAAGACAACACAGGGAAUUUCAUCUGUUCCCUGUGAUCAGUUUCCAUUAGCCACUUGGCAUAUUCCACUCAUCAAAUCUGCAAAAUUGUCAGUGCAUCAGAUUCUCUAUUGUUGUCCUCUAACCUUCUUGAUUCCUUUCAUAUUUCUUAGUUGUGUGGGAAGCAUAUAUGUGCUACUAUCAUAGUUGUGGAGGAGAUUGGGUUGUUGGGUGCAAAGAAAAACGGUGGAGCUUGUUCCAUAGCUGAGAGAGGCUGAUAUUCUCUACUAAUAAGGAAGAAAAGGGAUGGCAGCAGCAGCAGGAGCAGAAGAAGAGUAUACAGUGCCACUGUUGAAGAAGCAGUACUAUGAGAAUUGUCCAGGUUGCAAGGUUGAUGAACUCAAAGAGUUGAAGAGAGGAUUGCCCAUCCGAGAGUUCCUUUCAAUUUGGACUGUUGUCCUUUGUUCAGCGCUCCCGAUAUCAUCUCUCUUUCCCUAUCUCUAUUUCAUGAUAAGGGACUUCAAAAUUACAGAAAAAGAAGAAGACAUCGGUUACUAUGCUGGCUAUGUUGGAUCCUCGUUUAUGUUUGGUAGAGCUUUGACUUCUUUCUUCUGGGGAAUUGUGGCCGAUCGCUAUGGUAGAAAGCCUGUUAUACUCUUGGGGACUUCAUCAGUGGUUAUUUUCAACACUAUCUUCGGGCUCAGUUUGAACUUUUGGAUGGCUGUUAUCUCAAGAUUCAUGCUCGGCUUUUUGAAUGGUUUACUUGGUCCAAUAAAGGCAUAUGCAAGUGAAAUUUUCAGAAAUGAACAUCAAGCCUUGGGUUUGUCGACGAUUACCACGGCAUGGGGUAUAGGAUUGAUUAUUGGUCCAGCUUUAGGAGGUUUCCUGGCCCAGCCAGCUGAAAAAUAUCCGGCUCUGUUUUCAAAGGAUUCUUUAUUUGGGAGAUUUCCCUACUUCUUGCCUUCCUUGGCUAUAUCACUUCUUGCUGUUGGAGUAACGAUUGCUUCUUGUUGGCUCCCGGAAACAUUGCAUACCCAUAAGGAAAAGAGGGCAGCAUGUGACGAUUCUUUCGGUGCUUUGGAGACUGCAUCUGGUGACGAUGGGUCCAAGGAAGACGACAGAAACCCAGUAAGGGUUAUUGAACAGAAGAAGCAAGCAGCAAGCCUCCUUAGAAAUUGGCCUCUUAUGUCAUCUAUCAUGGUGUACUGCAUCUUCUCACUUCAUGAUAUGGCUUACACAGAGAUAUUUUCAUUAUGGGCAGUGAGCCCCAUAAAGCUUGGCGGACUUGGAUACUCGACAGAGAAUGUUGGCGAAGUUCUGGCAGUCUCAGGUUUUGGACUGCUUGUGUUCCAACUUGCUCUAUAUCCAUAUGCGGAGAGGCUUCUCGGACCUGUAAUGGUGUGCCGUAUUGCUGGGGCAUUAUCCAUUCCGUUGUUGGCAAGUUACCCUUUUCUCUCAAAGUUGUCAGGCUUCAGCCUCAGUGUGCUGUUAAAUUGCGCAUCAGUCUUGAAGAAUCUCCUUUCUGUGUCAAUUGUCACCUGCUUGUUCAUGCUGCAAAACAGUGCAGUGGAGCAGCACCAGAGAGGAGCUGCGAAUGGGAUAGCAAUGACAGCAAUGUCACUGUUUAAAGCAGCUGGUCCAGCUGGUGGGGGUUCUCUGUUUUCUUGGGCUGAAACACGUCAGGAUGCAGCCUUCCUUCCAGGCAACCAAAUGGUGUUCUUCGUGCUGAACGUGGUGGAGGCGAUCGGGGUGUUGUUCACUUUCAAGCCUUUCUUAGCCCUGCCUCGGGGGCUAACAGCAACAGUACAAUGACCUAGCUGCUGCUCUAUACUCUCAAAGACUCCCUAAUAUGAACUACACUAUCCAUACCAUGAAUACAGGCAUUUGCCUAAAUUGCAGCCGUCCUGAUCCUAUUCCUCAGAUAUGGACGCAAUGCAAUGCCAAUGAUAAUGCAGCCAUUUUUAGUGAAUAAUGAACAAAUUGUUUGUGAAAUUGGUGAGUUGGAAAAGUGAUCUUGCAAAUUUCCCUCUGCUGCCUUUUGAAUUACCAUCUUGGAUUGCUUUACAAGACAGCUCACAUGCGACAGGUUACGGUGAUAAUCACCAUGGUUACUAAGGGUAAAUUGGGUAUGAAAAAUAAAUUGUAUUAAUUAUU